Molecule: messenger RNA, 654 nt
Organism: Acanthosepion pharaonis
Lineage: Eukaryota; Metazoa; Mollusca; Cephalopoda; Sepiida; Sepiidae
Source: the annotation of a GenBank genome assembly
AUGUCGAUCGGCGGCGCCGGGGGAGGUGCAAGUCAGUAUGGCGGACGAAGUUAUUCCUUUAAGAUGGUCUUGUUGGGUGAGGGAUGUGUUGGAAAAACAUCUCUCAUCCUCAGGUAUGUGGAAAACAAAUUUAACGACAGGCAUCACACGACUCAACAGGCUUCAUUCUUGACCAAAAAGAUCAAUAUUGGUGGCAAGAGAGUGAAAUUAGCAAUCUGGGAUACAGCAGGUCAAGAAAAAUUCCAUGCCCUUGGACCUAUCUAUUACAGAGACAGCAAUGGUGCUAUUUUAGUAUAUGAUAUCACAGAUGAAGACUCUUUCCAAAAGGUGAAAAACUGGGUAAAAGAAUUACGCAGGAUGUUAGGGGAUGACAUAUGCUUGUGCAUUGCUGGUAAUAAAAUAGACUUGGACAAAGAUCGACAUGUAUCUGUCUCAGAAGCAGAAAGCUAUGCAGAAUCCGUUGGGGCAAAACACUUCCACACUACUGCAAAACAAAAUAAAGGAAUUGAUGAAAUGUUUUUAGAUAUUAGUAAAAGUAUGAUAGAAAAAGCUGACAGCAGUAACCAGAACAAGAAAAGCACCAACAACCGAAAGAGUGUAAUGGUGGUUGAUGAUGAACAGGGAGAACAGAAGUCAAAAGGAGGUUGUUGUUAG